GUGAAGUUUUGUAAUGGCAGCUUCCUAGCCAGAGCGUGAACGUGCUUUUCCAUUCCACUCUCUUGUCAAAAAAUGGCGAGCGACCAGGUAAAGGUCCUGAAGGAAAAAGCCAAAGAAGCGAUCGAUAUCUAUUCUCCUGAAUUAUAUGAAUUGAACAAAAUUGUUUGGGAAAACCCAGAGCUUGGUUUUCAGGAGAGAUCAGCUCACGAUCAGCUGACAGAGUUCUUGGCGAAUCAAGGCUUCGAUGUAACUCCUCACUACACUUUGGAUACGGCUUUUCGGGCGGAAUGCGGAGAGGAUGGAGGUCUUACAAUUGGACUGAUUAGCGAAUAUGAUGCUUUACCGGAAGUAGGACACGCUUGUGGACAUAAUCUGAUCGCUGAAUCGGGAGUAGCGGCGGCUUUAGGUAUACAUACAUACAUACAUACUUUAUUUAUUCCAGAAGCAGAUGAUAACUAUUAUAUACAAAUAAAACUAAAAAGAAAAUACUUCUAGAAAAGGAAGUUAAGAGGUUAUCCCUGUGUAAAAACUCCCUUAAAAGAAAAGACAAAAUAUAAAUCAAAAUCAUUACAAUCAAAUAUUUAAGUACGAUUUAAGUUUAGAUUUAAAAUGCUGAAAGCUGUCAGCUUCCACUAUAUCACCCGGUAACUCGUUCCAUAAUUUGACAAUCCUAAUAAAAAAGAAUUUUUGUAACAAUUAAGUCUAGCUGGUUUAAUAUAGAGUUUGUAUUGAUGAUUUGCUCUCGUAGACCGAAUCGUGGCAAUAUCAAAGAAGUCUUCAAAAUUUAAAUGAUAAAAACCAAAAACUAUCUUAUAACAUUCGACUAAAGAUAAGUAAGUUCUACGGUCAGAGAGUGGGCCAUUUUAACAGUUUGCAUCGGUCUUCAUAGGACAUUUCUCCUUUGCGUUGAUUUAAAGCGAGUCUUGAGGCUCUUCGCUGUACAUUUUCAAGGGCAUGGAUGUCCUUAACAAGGUAAGGACACCAAACAGGUACCGCAUAUUCCAAGAUUGGCCGUACCAGAGACAUGUACAGCAUAGAAAAACAUUUUGUUAGCGGUGCCUACUGAGCGUUUAAUGGAACCUAAAACUUUGUUCGCUUUAUUGACAGUGAUACUUAUGUGAUGGCCCCAUGAAAGAUCUCUAGUUAGUGUGACACCGAGAUCUUUAAAAUUAGUCACGUCUUUCAGGGGCUUUUCUAAGAAAUAAUUAGUUACCGACUUAUCGCGUAAAUGCGUGAUUCGCAUAGAUUCGCAUUUGUCUGCGUUGAAACGUAGCUGCCACUUACGAGCCCAUGCGCUAAGAUUAUUAAGAUCAUCCUGAAGAAGCUGACUAUCUUUUAUAGGGUCAAUUAUCUCUCUGUAGAUCUUCGUGUCGUCUGCAUAUAAUUUUACUGUAGAUGAUAAGAAUUCAGAUAUGUCAUUAAUAUACAAUAAAAACAAUAGGGGCCUGAGAAUGGUUCCCUGUGGAGUUCCGGAGGUAACGCACGACCAAUCAGAAUAAGAUCCCCUAACGACUACACGUUGUUUGCGCCCCACCAAAAAUGUCUCAGCCAGUUGAGUAAACAUUCGUCGAUGCCGCUACAUUUCAAUUUUAAAAGCAGUCGCUCAUGAGGAACGCUGUCGAAGGCUUUGGCAAGAUCCAGAAAAACAACAUCGGUAGGAGUGGAUGAAUUACGGGAUUUCGCCCAGUCAUUAAACGUUGAUAACAUUUGAGUUGUAGUAGAUCUUCCUCGUAAAAGCCAAAUUGGUUGCUAUUGAUAAAGUCGAUUUCGCGCCAGAACUUAAUCAUCCUAUCAAAAACAAUUUUUUCACAGAUCUUACAAGCAAUUGAAGUAAGGGAAAUUGGGCGGUAAUUUUCUCUCGAAGAUUUGGAACCCUUCUUAUGUAGAGGAGUAAUGUCGGCAUGUUUCCAUUCCUCAGGCAAAAGGCCAAGAGACAACGAUUUGUUUAUCAUAUACGUUAACGAAGGUGCUAAUUCGAAGCACACGACUUAAAAAUGCACGGCGCGAUAUGGUCAGGCCCAGGAGACUUGUUGGGCUUGAGUUUCAGAAGAUGGCGUUUGACCUCAUUGACAGAACAAUCAAUUUUCGCAAGUUUCUUGUCAACAGUGCAGUCUUGAGUGGGAAAAUUUGCAUAAUCUUCGGUAGUAAACACCGAAGAGAAAUAUGAGUUCAUACUCUGAGCAAUACUGAAGUCGUCAGUCAGAGCACAUCCAUCGACGCUUAUAGAGAUGAGAUUAUUAGUGCCUCUUCUCUUGGACUUAACAAAAUUCCAGAAAGGUUUCGGGUUUUCAUUUUCCUGUAGAUCAAGUGCAAGUUUCUUUAUAUACGACCAUCUAGCUGUGUUACAAAGUCUCUUAACAGAAUUGUUGAGUUGCCGAUAUUUUUCCCAAAUAGUUGAAUUGUUUUUUCUGCGAGCUCUAUUAUACAAUAAUUUCUUCUUUUUGCACAAAACAAUAAGUUCCUGUGUAAUCCAGGGGGCACUGGAUCUCUUUUUAUUCUUGCGUUUGGGAAUGCACUCAUCCACUGCUGUAAAUAACAAGUCUUUCCAGCAAGCCCAAUUAUGAUUAAUAUCGCUGUCGAAGAAGGCGCAAUGCCAUGGAAUAUAAGAUAACAGCGAUCUUAAGUGAUCCCAGUCGGCUUUACCAUAGCAAUACAACAACUUCUGUGAUUUACGCUGGACGUAAGGUAUACCAGAUAACGAGAAGGAGAUAGAAUUGUGAUCUGAAAAGGGUUCUCCAACAACCAAAUGGUUUACGAGGUCGGGCGAAGUAGUGAGAACUAAGUCUAGGAUGUUCGAGUCUCUGGUAGGUUCAUUUAUCAACUGUGUCAAAAAAUUGUCUUGGACGAUGUCCAUCAUGAGUGUGUAAAUAUCAGAUUGACGCAAGAAUCUGUUAUUCAACCAAUCAAUCUCCGGAAGAUUGAAAUCGCCAACAAGAAUCAACUCGUUCGUCGAAAACUCUUGCAAAACAGCUUGUAAGUCCUCUAAAGGCUUAGGAUCGUUAUUGGGAGGACGAUAGAAAACUCCCAAAGUGACUUUGCGAUUGUAUGAGAAAAGAAGAUCGACGAAGAUGAACUCUGAAUCGUUCUGUGUAGUAUCACGGGGAACCGCUUUGAUGUGUUCUCGCGUAGCAAUCAAUACCCCGCCUCCAUGACGUCCAUUGAGCUUUCGGUCCCGCCUAAAUACCGAGUAGUUACUAGGAAAGAUUUCACCGUCAGGGAUGGAGCUGUCCAGAUGAGUUUCAGUUAAAACAAUUAUAUCAUAGCCCAGAGCGGCAAUGGCUAAAUCCAAUUUGCUUGAUUUGUUGACGAUGCUUCGUGCAUUAGCAUAAAAGGUUAGAAGACGAGAGGACUUUUGCUGUUCCGUAAAAUUGUGCCGCUCGGCUCCAUUUGGACCAGGAUUUGGGUUUACGUCGCCGCUCAACUGGAGAAGAAUAGUUUGGUAACUUGCAACAGAGUUAGGAUAAUAACUGAUUCUUGACGAAGAAAAACCUCUUCGAAGGAUUGGCAAAACAAUAUGUCGCCUAGUCCAGGACGCUGUGAAGAUAUUUAAGUUCAUUGAAACUACAAAAUCAUCUUGUAGAACCAAGAAGAAAUCGUCAGCUAAACGCGGGAACAUUUGAGAUUGGCCCUGAUCAGUCGUUUUUCCGCGAUAUAGAAGAAUUAAACUGAGAAUAAAACAAAGAAAACCGGAGAAUCGAAAUGAGUGACCGUCAGCCAUGACGCCUCGCCUCUCUCUCUCCUCUCUCAUACCAUAAAGGUAUGUUUAUGUUGUCAUUUGCUUGACGAACUUCUACCUGCCCAAUAAAGCGAUCCAUAUUUAUGGGGCGCGUAUUAACCUAUUUUCUCGUUUAUUUUCUCAAUUAGUUCAAUUCGAAACUGAACCGAGCAAGGGAACAUAAUGAGGCUCAAAGAAAUUUGUCGGGUUUAGUGCGCAGGAGUCAGCUUAGAGAUACCAAAACUGGGAUGAAUGUGGCACAAUAGAACUAGAUCGGAGUUCUUCCUUGAGUAAUUCCCUAGUCUGCAAAGUAUGGUAGGACUUGACUAUGCUGUAGUUAUAUUAGUGUGCAAUCCAGCGAUUCUAGCGUCCAAAGUGGAUGUUUAAAAGAAUUUGUGUAUACACCUUGCUGCCAUACUCUGCAGACUGGAUAAUUCCUAAAUAUAGAUAAAGUGAGAUAUCUGGCGUGUGCAAACAUUCCCUCAAUGAUAUUUUCUAUUGAUCCUAAAUUGUUCAUCCAGUUUGAAACUCCUUGAAUUGUUUUUAAUUCUUAGGUCUCAAGAUUGCUUUGAAUGCCAUUAAUCAGAGACCCAAAGUCAAAAUAGUUCUCCUUGGAACUCCUGCUGAGGAAGCAAAAGGUGGCAAGAUUUUAAUGAUCAAGAAUGGUUGCUUCAAAGAUCUUGACUUUUGUAUGAUGGUUCACCCUAGCCCGGUGGAUGUUCUCAAACCAGUGAUUUUAGCUCGUGAAAGUGCUACAAUUACCUACAAAGGUCAUGCUGCUCAUGCUGCCGCAUUCCCUUGGGAAGGAAUUAAUGCCCUUGAUGCAGCAGUCAUGGCUUACACAAGCAUAAGUGCACUAAGACAGCAGAUGAAACCCACAUGGCGUGUCCACCUUAUUAUUUCUGAGGGGGGUGUUAAGCCAAACAUCAUUCCUGACCGAGCUCAGCUCCGAUGUUCUGUUCGAACUAUGAAUGACAGUGACCUUGAAGUGUUAAAAGAAAAGGUGAAGAAUUGUUUUGAAGCAGCCGCAUCAGCCACAGGUAAGUAACUUAAGCAAACAAAUCAUGGUAGAGUUGUUCCUAGUACUCUGUUUGUUUUUCUAUAUACUAUGUUUUUUUAAGAAGUAUGAGGGCACACCUGGGUAGGAACCCAUUUUUCUAAAGGCUAAGUGACUGAGACCUGUAUGGAGAAAUCUGGAGAAACAAAUUUACUUCCUCAAGGAUCUUAGCCUCUCCCUCCAAAUUUCUUUUGGAAAAUCCUGUUUGGUCUUUCCCCCAAACUUAAACAGGGGUUUCAAUAACUUUUUUCAUAAGCAUGCCCAGAUUGUGUAUUAGGUGGCCACACCUGAAAAGGAUCAUGAGGCUAAACCCAUGUACAAGAGCCUGCUCGCUGGCUAAACAGAUGGUGAUAAGAGGUCUUUUAGGUGUCAUUAGACUGCCAGUGAUGGACCUCUAUUGAAACUCCUGGCUUAAACAAGAAUACAAUCACAAUGGAUCAAACAACCCAAUUUUUUUUUCCAAAAAGAGAAGGAAGUUUGGUCUGUGCCAGGAAGAAUCUUGUAUUAAGAAGGUGAGUUAGCAUAGGAUGCACCCUAAUGUUUAAAAUUUGUUCUUUUCCAACAGGCUGCAAAGUUUCCAUGGAAUGGGAAACAGCCACUAAAUAUUCACAUCUGGAAACCAACAACACCCUUGCUGAACUGUACCAAGCCAAUGCUGAGUCCUUAGGAGUAUCAUUUCCACCUGAGGCAAAGUUCUCAGCAUCCACUGAUAUGGGAAAUGUUUCACAUGUAGUUCCUUCUAUCCAUCCCAUGUAUUCUAUUGGCACAACUGCACCCAAUCAUUCUCAUGCAUUCACAACAGCAGCAGCAACAGAGGAAGCUCAUGAGAAAACUUUGAUUGCCAGCAAGGCAAUGGCCAUGACAGCUAUUGAUGUAUUGUGUAAACAAGAUUUCAUGGGUAAAGUGAGGAUUGACUUUAAACAACCAAAUGAGGGUGAAAAUUAACUGUCAUCGAUGGAAAAGUGGAUAUAAGUCAGUAAAGGUCAUUAGAGACAGUCUGUGCAAAAUUACUUUUCAGUAUAUAUAUUCUAGGGUAAAUAAUUGACUGUGAGUUCAGUGUGGAAUUGACAAAUUGUUGAUUGAUGCAACAUGUAUAUAAAACUAUGGUUUGAUGAAAUUUUCAAAUACACACUGAAUUUUGAUGUGACUGAUGUGCUUGAUGUGGUUUGAUAAGGAAAGAAUAAAUAAUGACAGAUAUGGGCAAAAAGUGACAAUAGAAAUAAUUAAAGCAAAGAGAAAGUUUUCAAAUAUUUCUAUGUGGUGAUGAUAGAAAAUUUUGGACUUGAGUGGAGUUGACCUUUGCUGUAUUUAAAAGAGUGAUUUAUGUGCUAUAAUUUGAUGCAGAGUAAAUUUGUUAGAUGUGGGUGAGUAGGAAUAUUUUUCAAUCGAGUUCACUGUAACACAUGAAUGUGCUCUCACACCUUUGACAUCCACAAAGUGUACACAGUAUUUCAGUACUGAAACAGAGGGUGCACAUACAACAGGCAACACAUAUAAGGUCAAGGUUGGCAGGAAUUAACUGUUUGAGGGAAAGCCGUGGUGAGGGAAAAGUUUCAAGUUGCCAAGAUCACAUCAGCCAUUUCAUCAUUUUUCAUGUCAGAAUCCAAAAACUGGCUUUGUGUUUUCUGCUGCUUACAAAGAAUAGAAUUAAGAUUCACAGGAUAUAAUUUUUGAAGUAUUUUUCUUAAAACAUGCUGUGAAAUCUCAUCCUCUCAGUGAGACUUGUAUUUAAAAGCCUUAUGAAAGCAGCUUUAAACGUACCUCAUCACUAGUGCUAAUAUUUAAGGUGCUUUAAAAUACAAAGAUAACUGUAGAGUUGUCAUUUAAGACUCAGACACAGAGAAGUACUCUCAUUCAUUUUAUGUGUAAUCCUCCUUUAUUCUGCAUAAUCCCUUUUUUUAUUCCGUAC
Pocillopora meandrina is the source of this 6681-nucleotide messenger RNA. The record is from the annotation of a GenBank genome assembly. Lineage: Eukaryota; Metazoa; Cnidaria; Anthozoa; Scleractinia; Pocilloporidae.